Messenger RNA from Funneliformis geosporum, 1347 nucleotides. The record is from the annotation of a GenBank genome assembly. Lineage: Eukaryota; Fungi; Glomeromycota; Glomeromycetes; Glomerales; Glomeraceae.
AUGGCCGAUAUGACAACUACUCAGAGAGGAGAGUCUAUAAAUAACCUUAUGAAAGAUUAUUUGGAUGCCACAACAUCCCUUACUAAUUUUUUGAAAGCUUUCGAGUCUGCUUUAGAUCAAAGAAAAGAAGAUAUGGAAUUUGUGAAAUUCUGUAAAGAUUAUACAAAUGCCAAAUUGGUUACAAAAAGUCCUUACGAAAAACAAGCAAUGGAUUUCCUAACUAAAUAUGCAUUAGAUAAAACUCAAAAACAGUUACUUGAAUGUAUGAUGUACAAGUGCGAAGAAAUUAUAAAAGUUGCAUCUCAACUUAAUUUGAAAAAUCUGCACUACUAUUUAUUUCUUACAAGAUGGUUUAAGGAUCCUAAUGAUCAAAACAUUAUGAAAAUGUACCAGGUGUUUUAUAAUUUGGUAGGAUCGAGUUCAAAUCAAAAUGCUAAUAAUGGCAAUUCUCCAGAAACUAAUGAUGAUGAUUAUGAAUAUCUUUUAAAUCGAACAUGGCAAAAAGUUCAGCAGUUAAUAAAAGCAAAACCUGUAACAGCAAAAGUUUUUUAUAUCUUACUUGAUGAAUCAGUGCAAAAGGAAAUUACCAUGCAUAUCUCAGAGAAACGGUCAAUAAAUCAAGUCGAAGAUCAAAUAAAAAAUCACGUAGCCAUAAGACAAAAAGAAGAAAUAAUCUAUAUUAAGGACGUGUAUCCAAUAAGAGAAUUCAAAGCGGAAGUAAUUUCUUCUGAAAAAGAAAACAUUCCACCACUUCCAUCUGUAGACUCUCAAAGUUUAACCAAAAUUAAUCAAGAACAAACCUUUGAAUUCGAAUAUAAUAAUGAUCCUAGCAAAAUUAAAACAAUUUCAAUUGAAUUUUUUCUGUCAAAAGAAUACGAAAGCAAUAUCCAUACUAUUUAUAAGAUUCAGAAUAAUGAACCACGAAAUGACAUUUCAGCCGGGAGCACCACCAGUACUACAACCGGGAACAUCGAAAGUAAUACCAACAUCAGGAACAACGAUAACAACACCACCAGACCGGGUAUUGGGAACAGCAUCUUAACAGACAUCUCAUCAACCGGUAGGUUUAAAGGCGUUGAUUACCUUUUAAGAAAUUCUUUUAACAUUGGAGAAGAUGAAAUAGUGAAAUUCAAAAACAUUUCUGGUUAUUAUUUUCUCCAACUCAACGAGGAAAGGCUUACAAAAAAGCCAUUUAAACUAGACUACGUUUUAGCAAAAAAUAUCGCUGAAUUAAUCGAUGGAUUAAAUCACAUUCUUUUGGCCGAAAAAAAGCUUAGUGCAAUUAAUAUGUCUUUUGAAUCAGUCGUAAAACUUGCCAAGGAAGUUGAGCAAGAGAAAGUGGGAUGA